Molecule: messenger RNA, 3566 nt
Organism: Maylandia zebra (zebra mbuna)
Lineage: Eukaryota; Metazoa; Chordata; Actinopteri; Cichliformes; Cichlidae
Gene: amd1
Product: adenosylmethionine decarboxylase 1
Biological process (GO): spermidine biosynthetic process; spermine biosynthetic process
Cellular component (GO): cytosol
Molecular function (GO): adenosylmethionine decarboxylase activity
Source: RefSeq, a predicted model, not a curated record
CCGGCGAUAUUAGCUAGCGCUCGCUAACGGUAUUCUCUGCUAAAGGGAAGACGGUAACUCAAGCAAAUCAACUCCUGGAUUGUUUUAAGGACUGAACCUCGCGAAAUAAUAACAGGUCGAGGAAGGAGUAAUUAAGCUGUAAACGUUAUAAACGACGUUGUAAUAUUUUUGGUUGUUGGGUGUCUGUUGUCUCACGAUGGAAGAUAACGGUGCACAUUUCUUCGAGGGGACCGAGAAGCUGUUGGAGGUGUGGUUCUCUCGGCAGGAUGAGACCAAAGGAAACGGAGACCUCCGUACCAUCCCAAGGUUUGAGUGGGACAAACUCUUGGAAAAUGUGCAUUGUUUGAUAAUAAGUGUGACAAAGACUGACAAGCAGGAAGCUUAUAUACUCAGUGAGAGUAGCAUGUUUGUCUCCAAGAGACGUUUCAUUUUGAAGACAUGCGGAACCACCCUCUUGUUGCAAGCACUGGUGCCUCUGCUGGAACUCGCCAGGGAGUACUGCGGCUUCGACACCAUUGAGAAUUUCUUCUACUCCCGUAAGAACUUCAUGAAACCAGCCCAUCAAGAGUUCCCUCAUCGAAACUUCCAGGAAGAAGUGGACUUCCUCAGCCAGAUUUUUCCCAAUGGUGCAGCCUACUGUAUGGGACGUUUGAACUCUGACUGCUGGUACCUGUUUACUCUGGAUAUGCCAGAGUACUGGGAGAACAAGUGUGCUGAUCAGACGCUGGAAGUUCUGAUGAGCGACCUUGAUCCAGCCAUCAUGGACCAGUUCUACAUGAAAGACGGUGUUUCCGCAAGUGAGGUCACUCGUAUGAGUGGAAUUCGUGACCUGAUUCCAGGUUCUGUGAUUGAUGCCACAAUGUUCAACCCUUGUGGAUACUCGAUGAACGGGAUGAAGACUGACGGAACCUACUGGACCAUCCACAUCACCCCAGAGCCAGAGUUCUCCUACGUCAGCUUUGAAACAAACCUCUCCCAGACAUCAUACGAUGAAUUGAUCAGGAAGGUUGUGGAGGUGUUCAAGCCAGGAAAAUUUGUGACUACACUCUUUGUCAAUCAGAGCUCUAAAUGUCGCAGUGUCUUUUCUACUCCCCCAAAAAUGGAGGGCUACAAGCGCCUCGACCGCCAGUUGGCUCAAUUCAACGAUUACAAUUUUGUCUUCACAAGCUACACCAAGAAUCGCCAGCAGAACCAGCAGCAGAGCUGAGGGUCGAGGAUGAAGAGGCGCAAAAAACGUGGCGCCUCGGCGCUCCCACGUUGCAAUGCGCUUCACCACAGAGUAGCGAGCUUGUCAUCAUCGUCUCUCCUGUCCCACCCUCCCCGCUGCUGCUGUCACCAUCCAGAUUGUCCUGGUGUCAGCGAUGGCGCUGCUGCCCCUACUUUAACUUCCAGUUUGAGUUGUUUGCAUUGUUGUACCCGUGACUUAGAUCCCUUGCAUGAAAGCUCUUUUCUCUGUUACGAUAUUCUAGCCCACUCUUGCUGUGAUCUUGAAGUGCAUGUAGAGGUAUUAAACACGCUCUGUUUCAGGCUGUCCACCUGUGCCCAGUACAAUGGUCCCUUCCUGCAGGUGUCCCCCCUCAUUCCCCACAGACAAGGUUUCCGCCCACCCUAGACCAGGACCCUGACGUGCUCAGAUCAGUCCGCCUCUUAUGAGCAUACUUUAGAUCUCAUCCAUUGGUUUAAACUUCAAAUUGCACCCACCCACCUAGUUAGCAUGACUAUUUCUCUACUCUGUUACUGAGUUUAUUUUAAAACCCUGUUUACUCAAGGUACUUGGAGGCAAAUCACCUCAGCUCAAGUUGUGCUGAGCUUGGGCAUUGUGGGAUUGUCUUUGAAAUGCCAUCUUGCUUUGAUGUUGCACUAAAGGUUCAAAAGUUCUCAUCUUAUUGGUCAGGUUUUGUUUUUUGGCAGUUUUGUUCUUUGGUAAACUUUCAGCUUAUACACUUCAGAUCUGAGCUUGAACAUUUUACAUUGGCCCACAUCUGUAGGAAGCAUCUAGAUAUUUCAACCCAGUCAUGCAGCAUUCACAGAGGGUUUUUUAAAAAAAAACAAAAACCUGAAUGUAGCACAGGCCGUGCAGAGCGGCUUGCUCGGCCAUCUUUCGAAUGUACAUUUCUCUGGAAAGAAAGCCUGGAACAGGUUUGAGCUGAAUGUACGACUCCAGACAACGCGCUCACAAUGCCCUCUGCUGACCGGCCAUUGUUCAGCCCCAGCCCACCGAGAGCCAGCCCUCCUGGCCACUCGCACUGUGUUCAGCUCUGAAAGGAAAUAAUGAAUCAGACACUUUUUGCUUUAGUUGCCCACCAAAGCAUCCCCCCAAACAUAAUAUCCACCCUGUCUCUUUCUGCCACAUACAGAGAUGUAAGCGCACAAAAGAGGCCCACUAGUCUGAGCAUGCCAGGGUGGUCCCAGAUCAUUCCGCAUAUAACCACUACAUAAACUGCCAUUUAUGAAAUUUAUUGUGCCCUCACUUUUUUCUUUUUGUCAUUUGGGUCAAUGCCCUUUGUUUGCAAGGGGAAUCCUGACACACUGCAUGUGACUACUAGUGCCGUGUUGCUCAACAGUGUAAUGUAGCGCUGUCUCUGCUGUCAGUGUGUGUGCUUCACCUUCCUCUUGUUUUACAAGGUGAAAGUUGGAACUGCCCCAACCUGGUACAUGUUGGAUAGGUGGUUUUGUUUGUAUUUUAUUCCCCCUUUUUGUUUUGGUUUUUAUUUUAAUUUUUUUAUAAAUUUCAUGUACCUGUCUAACUCUUAUAGAUUUCAGGCUUCAGACAGGUGCUAAAAGCAGGAGAAGUUUCAGUCUUGUUUGUGGUUUUGUUUUUAUUUGAUACCCUACUACAGCUAAGGUUUAGCUUCUCCUGCCAGAGAAUGCUGUUAGAAUCUUGCAGAUGUGAUAGUUUUAUCCUGAUUUCAGCACUUGACAUCAUCUAAGGAACUUAGCAUGCUAGUCAAGCUAGCACUUGGUAAAUUUAUCUAUAAGGGCAGGAAUUUUGAAAAGUGUCCCUCUAGUGUGGCUACGUGGCUUUUUGGUUUUCUUUUUUUUUUUUCCUUCAAUUUAAGAUUAAAUGACUUGUAAUGGUAGUCUGAUUUAUAUUUUUUAAGAAUUUCCAUCUAGCAACAGAAAUGGUAUGCUAGCUGUUGGAUUAAGUGCAUUUCAGCCUUGUUGGUGUGGAUCGUUGGUGUUUUUAUAUGGUGAUCUCUAUUUUGCAGUUUAAUGGUAAUUGAAUUUUAUACAAAAUAUUUUGUAUUUCUGCUGCGGACCAAUUUUAUUUUUAAUUUUUUUCUUUCUGCCCUUUGGUUCUAGAUGUUUUUGUGAAAACGAUGUUCCAACAAAGUUACUUGAGGGAUGACCGUUUCCAAGUUGACUAGAUCAUGUUAUCACUUUGCUUUGUGAAUUCAAGGAAACGGAAGCCAGGAAAGCCUCCUGCUUGUGAGGGUACAGUUGCAGGUUGUACUGAAUGAGCAACUUUGCUGUUCUAAUUCAUUUAUCUGUUCUCUGGAUGGUCAAGAUGUGCUAAAUAUCUGUGCUAUGAGCUUAAUGCUUCAAUAAAAGAUACUUAAAUGUGA